This is a messenger RNA of Naegleria lovaniensis, 1926 nucleotides long. RefSeq lists its product as uncharacterized. NCBI's taxonomy places the organism in Eukaryota, Heterolobosea, Eutetramitea, Acrasida, Naegleriidae. The transcript has a single exon. Bases 1 to 1926 code for a protein of 641 amino acids. Gene Ontology annotation, molecular function: protein binding. The record is from RefSeq and is a predicted model, not a curated record.
AUGUGUCACGGACCGUACGCACCACCUCUUCUUGUUUGGCCGCUUUAUGUCGUGGGUUCCGCAUUAAACUUUGCGUCAUCUGUUGAUGGCUUCAUUCGUUCGAACAAUCAAAAACUCGUUGAAUUUUUCAAAGCAAAAUCCAAAGAGUAUCACCAUCAAACUCCCAAUGCUCUGGAUUCAAAAACUUCCAUUAGCAUCGAGGAGAUUAGAACCACCAAUUUACUCCCGUUGCUGGAGCAAGAAGAUCGUGAGGAAUUAGCCAAAUUAUUGAUUCAAAGAGCGAUCGCUAGGAUAGAGCUCUCUAAAUUUGAAGAGGCCAAACAAGACAUGUUGCAAUGCCUUUCUCUGAUGAGCUGCAAUACUCCCUCGUCAUCAAGCACUGAAAAACAAACAACGACCUCAAAUCAGCACAAGUUCACCAAGAAUUCAUACUUGUCCGAGUACUUGUUAGGAAUGUGUGAGGAUGGUUUAGGAAAUUUCCAACGUGCUGCUGAGAUAUUUCAGAACGCCAUCCAACACCGAGAAGAGUUGGAGGCUCAUUUCCAAAACUCACAACGUUGUCAUGAGGAUACGAUGAAUGAAGAGGCUCUCAUUCAACUCGAGAAGGAAUUUUUUCAAAUGCAACUCGAGGCUAAGAAACCCACCGAGAGAACUCUCAUGUCAUUCUCGAAAGGGAUGAAUGAUUGGAAUCAGGCUGUUUCAAAUCUCUCUGGCUCGGUGAAGAACUUUUUCAAUCAUGACAUGGGUCUCAAUGUUUCCAAACCUGUAUUGAAACCAAAGCCUCGUACUCUUAUUACAUUGGAAUUGUUGUACAUUCGGGCAGGUGUGUCCUUUUAUCGAGGAGCCUUCUAUUCGGAUGCCUUGAAAUAUUUCACGAGAGCCAUUGCGUUGGGUGAAGAAUACGAGUCAUCCUUGCUGGAAUCGAGUUAUUUCAAUAGAGGUCUUUGUUAUUACUAUUUACAUGAAUUGGAUCAAGCUCUGAAUGAUUUUACGACAAGUAUUUCUCUAAUGCCCACUCUCACUUUUCAACGAGAACAACGUGAUCAAGUCUAUAUCACGAGAGCAGCAACCUAUGGAAGAAAGGGAAUGACUAAGGAAAGAGAUGCUGAUAUAUUCAAAGCAAAAUUAAUUAAUCCAUUUGCAAAACCAGUUUCGCUCUUUCAUUAUAGACUUUUGGAUGAUGAUACUCUUUUACAUAUUUUUUCAUAUUUGGAAACUAGAGAAUUAAUUGCAUCUUCAUCGACUGAAAAAUACUGGAGAUGUUUGAUUCAAAAAUUCAUUUCAGAGAAUGAUAUUGAAAUUAGUGUCAAAUCACUCACAUUCAAUGCGUUACAAAAAUCAAUGGAUUCCAGAAAUACCAUUUCCAAACUCUUUCUACCUCACAAUCGAAUGGAAAUGCAUGCAUUUGUCAAUAAGGCAUUAGAAAAUUCAAUUCUUACCAAGUAUGCCAAACGUUUAAUUGUGUACGAUUCAAGAUAUUAUGAACAACAUUAUUCCUCUGGAGUUUCUUUAUUAGAAGCCACUCUGGAACGACUUGAAAAUUUAGAGAGAUUGACUUUUAUCAUGCCAGAAAGCGAUAACAGGUACAAAAUACCUCAUCUGUUAGCGUCCAACUGUCCAAAUUUGAAAUAUUUGCAUUAUAUAAGUGGAAAAGAUUCAUACAUGUCAGAAGAAGGUUUCUUUGUUCAUUGUAUUUCAAAACUUUUAUACUUGGAACAUGUAAUCAUUGAAGGACCUGUCCAGUUUCACCCUAGAAGCAAUCCUUUCAGCAACAAUACUCAUCUCAAGCUGGUCGAAUAUGAGUGUUCAUUUUGUGGAGAGGACUGGAGCAAAUUGGCUGAACGAAAUCCAAACGUUCAGUUUGUUUUCAGACCAAUGAUGAGCAAGAAAGGUUACCUUCGACUUGUAGAGAAUGAUAGCUAUUGA